GUUGUAUCCACCAAUGGACCCAAAAGCAAGAGCAACAACAACUACUAAUAAUAAUACUCUUUUUCUCAUUUUAUCAAAUCAUUUUCACAUACGCGUAUUUAUUAAUUUUUAUUUUGGCAACACGCGUAUUUAUAUAUUUAUGAUUCUUUCUUUUUUUCUUUCUAAGCAUUUCCCUCUAUUAACGUGUCCACUCCAAAUUCCACAAACCCAAAAAACAUUAUAAUCAAUGAACGAUGCUUCCAUUCGCCAACUACUACAUUUCAACACCAAUUAUGUCCGAGAAGAAGAGCAUCACCAGAAGCCGUAACAAUAGUAGAAAGAAGAGAUGGUCACCGACGCUCUUUGCCGGAGGAGGAGGAGGAAGAGGAGGAGGAGGAGAUGAUGAGCUGGCGACAGUGAAAGCUGCGGCGUGGGCUUGGUACCAAAGACACGAAGGAAAGCCGAUGAUGAGAGAGUUCGAUCUCUCGAAAAGAGCCAUAAGAACACCUCGACCUUCGCGGUAUAAGCUCGAGGCCAACAAGACCAUGAUCCUCUCCGAGAAUAAGGUUUCUAAACCACACUCUAAUCAUUUUUUGCGUGGAGAUCAAGAAACCAAGUUGUCUAGUCUUCUUGAUUCUUAUGAGAUCAAGAGCAUCUCUAAGAGGAUUGAUGAGGGUUCGUUACCAACUAUUGGUUUCUGGAAUGAUCAUGGUCAACAUUAUGAUCAUAAUAUGUUGCAGAAGAAGCUUGAAUAUGAUAGUAAGCAAGAGAAUGGGUUGGUGAAAAAAAUGAGCAUUAGAAAUUUGUGGAAAGGAAUGAUUAUGAUGGCUCCAAGGACGGUUUGUGGAAGAAGUGAUGACGUGGAUCUUGGGGCAUAUCAUCGGGUUGGUCCAAGAACAAAGAAGGUUGCACCGACGAGUGUCAAUAUGCGUACCGGCCGACGCUAACUCUAUGUCUCUAUAGUAUCUACUCUCUAGUUAUUAAGGAGCUAAAAUAUGUGUUUAGACAUUAUUAAUGCUAAAAGGACUUCUUUUCCACAAUAUUAAUUAAAGGGUUUUAACAAGUUUGUGUAUAUUAAUUUAACUUUUUAGGUCAUUCUAGAGAAUAUUGUGCCCAUACCUAUAUAAUUUUCCACAAUAUUAUCUC
Arabidopsis thaliana (thale cress) is the source of this 1125-nucleotide messenger RNA. RefSeq lists its product as uncharacterized. The transcript has a single exon. Lineage: Eukaryota; Viridiplantae; Streptophyta; Magnoliopsida; Brassicales; Brassicaceae. The coding region runs from base 234 to 926 and encodes 230 amino acids. The record is from RefSeq and is marked reviewed.